Messenger RNA from Coregonus sp. 'balchen', 12384 nucleotides. The record is from the annotation of a GenBank genome assembly. Lineage: Eukaryota; Metazoa; Chordata; Actinopteri; Salmoniformes; Salmonidae.
GCAAGGUUUCAAACAGGAAGUAGAGUCAACGCGUUUCAGAGCAUUACAUGAAGACCACUUUAAUGUACUUUCUGUAAAUGACGGUGAGUUAUUUUGAUUAUGUGUGUCCUCCAAUUAUAUGACCAGCAUUACGUUAUAUCUGCCACUUAGCUACACGUUUCUCUGGUUGCACACAAGCGAACAGCGACACCAAACAUGUUUGUCAACGCAGCUAAAAUUGUCUUUGGCUAAAGCAAUGCUGUUAUUAACACAGAUUCGUAUAGCAUUACACCCACCAUUCGUUGUUGAUUCCUUCAUAUAACCUAACAUCUUCACCAAGAAGAGACUAAGGACAUGGACAGCUUGUUCUCAUAGCGUUGCCUGUUUUCUGUUUCCAUUUGAACCAGGCGAAUAAAGAAAAUAUGACGGCCAAUACAGUGGGUAGACUGUGUUUCCGCAAUGUAAAUGCACUGGCUCCUAUGGUGCGCGUUGGCACCUUACCAAUGAGACUGCUGUCCCUGGAUUAUGGUGCUGAUAUUGUGUACUCUGAGGUAAAUCUGUCAAUGGAGGAGGUGUGCUUCAUUAUAUGCAUUUUAUGGCUUUGGGGCGAUUGACUGUCAACAUAUCUGGUGAAAAUGUUGUCUUUGAUUACUGUGUUCAAUCCAUUUUUUAAAAAUGUUUUGUAGGAGCUGAUUGACAUCAAAAUGGCACAGUGUCAGAGAGUUGUCAAUGGUAGGUUUGUCUCACCUACCCUACUACAGUCCUUUGAUUACCGUUGUUGCAAUAACUGUCACUGUGAGAUGCUAGUGUGUGUGUGUGUGUCGUGUGUGAUUUGCAGAGGUCUUGGAGACUGUGGAUUUCGUGGCUCCUGAUGAGAGAGUGAUGUUCAGGACCUGCGAAAAGGAGAAAGACCAUGUUGUCUUCCAGAUGGUAGGCUACACACGAGAGCCUUCACUGUCUGCAAUGUUUCAUUAGAGUAAUUGGGAGGGGGUGCUAUUGAAGUCAAUAUUUUACAUAGACAGGACUCAUGUCCUUAUUUAUUAAACAUGUCAAUGAUGGGACCAACACGACUGUGCCUCUUACUGUAUCUACAGGGAACUGCGGACCCAGACAGAGCACUAAUUGUGGCGCGACUAGUGUGAGUCUUGAACACUGUGUUUCUGUUGUCCAUCUAUUCUUUCUGUUUCAUUUCCACUGGUAUAUAGGAAGAACAUGUAAGCAUAUUUUGUCAGCAACUGAGGUGUAGGUUGAGAGGCACUACAAUCUGUUCUACCUAGGUUUGCAAAAUUUCAGGAACUUUCAAUAAAUUCCCUGGUUUUCCCGAAAUCCCGGUUGGAGAUUCCCGGAUUCAGGAGGGAAUAAGCAGGAAAUCCUGAGGCCUCCAACCAGGAUUUCUGGAAAACCAGGGAAUUUAUUGAAAGUUCCUGGAAUUUUGCAACCCUAGUUCUACCUCACAAAUAAAAAGGAAAGCCUUAUUGCCACUUGGCACCUGUUUUUUUUUAUAUAUUCCUCUUUGUAAUGUGUAGGGAGAAUGAUGUGGCUGCCAUCGAUGUGAACAUGGGCUGUCCUAAGGAAUACUCUACUAAGGUGGGCUAUGAGUGACACAGUCAGCAACCAACAAACAGUCAAUGAAUGGUCAGUCAGUUCAGACCUAAUAUAAUGUUCACACUGAGGUGACUGUCUGCUGACCCCUCGCUUCUCUGUAUCUCCUGCAGGGUGGGAUGGGAGCUGCUCUGCUCUCAGACCCCGACAAAAUCGAAGCGGUGAGUAGUCAAUCUUCGCCCCCCCCCCCACAAAUGAUCAGUAAGCUCAAUCUAAUUGAAUAAUUGAAUAGAGCACUGUAGACAAAUAAAAAAACAAAUUUUCAUUCAUCUCUCUUUUUCUAGAUUCUUAGAACACUUGUGAAAGGAGUGUCCAAACCAGUGACGUGUAAAAUCAGAAUAUUGGCCACAGUAAGUUUAAAAGGACAAUGCCGUUUCUACAGCAAUUAGAUAGGUGUUAUGUGUUUUGAGCCAAAUUCAUUAGUCUUUUGACCUCACUUGUUAAAGAUUACAUCCGCCAUUAAAAUUGUACUUGUGAGGCAGACUGACUGACCCCUGUGUUUAUGUGUGUGUUCAGGUGGAAGAUACUCUUAGUCUGGUUAAGAGAAUUGAGAACACAGGUGUGGCAGCUAUUGCUGUCCAUGGCAGGUAAAGUCCUGUUCUUAUCAUCCAUAUAUACACUACAUGACCAAAAGUAUGUGGACACCUGCUUGUCGAACAUCUCAUUCCAAAAUCAUGGGCAUGAAUAUGGAGUUGGUCCCCCCUUUGCUGCUAUAACCGCCUCCACUCUUCUGGGAAGGCUUUCCACUAGAUGUUGGAACGUUGCUGCAGGGACGUGCUUCCAUUCAGCCACAAGAAUAUUAGUGAAAUCGGACACUGAUGUUGGGCGAUUAGGCCUGGCUCGCAGUCGGCAUUCCAAUUCAUCCCAAAGGUGUUCAAUGGGGUUGAGGUCAGGGCUCUGUGCAGGCCAGUAAAGUUCUUCCAUACUGAUCUCGUCAAACCAUUUCUGUAUGGACCUCGCUUUGUGCACGGGAGCAUUGUCAUGCUGAAACAGGAAAGGGCCUUCCCCCAACUGUUGCCACAAAGUUGGAAGCACAGAAUUGUCUAGAAUGUCAUUGUAUGCUGUAGCGUUAAGAUUUCCCUUCACUGGAACUAAGGGGCCUAGUCCGAACAAUGAAAAAUAGCUCAAGACCAUUAUUCCUCCUCCACCAAACUUUACAGUUGGCACUAUGCAUUGGGGCAGGUAGCGUUCUCCUGGCAUCCGCCAAACCCAGAUUCGUCCGUCAGACUGCCAGAUGGUGAAGUGUGAUUCAUCACUCCAGAGAACGCAUUUCCACUGCUCCAGAGUCCAAUGGCUGCAAGCUUAACAUCACUCCAGCUGACGCUUGGCAUGGCGCAUGGUGAUCUUAGGCUUGUGUGCGGCUGCUUGACCAUGAAGCUCCCAACGAACAGUUCUUGUGCUGAUGCUUCCAGAAGCUGUUUGGAAAUCUGUAGUGAGUGUUGCAGCCGAUGACAGACGAUUUUUACGCGCUUCAGCACGCGGCGGUCCCGUUCUGUGAGCUUGUGUGACCUACCACUUUGCGGCAGAGCCGUUGUUGCUUCUAGAUGUUUUCACUUCACAAUAACAGAACUUAUAGGUGACCGGGGCAGCUCUAGCAGGGCAGAAAUUUGACGAACUGACUUGUUGGAAAGGUGGCAUCCUAUGACGGUGCCAAGUUGAAAGUCACUGAGCUCUUCAGUAAGGCCAUUCUACUGCCAAUGUUUGUCUAUGGCGAUUGCAUGGCUGUGUGCUCGAUUUGAUACACCUGUCAGCAACGGAUGUGGCUGAAAUGGCCGAAUCCACUCAUUUGAUUGGGUGUCCACAUACUAUUCUAUAUAUAUUGUAUUUUGCAUUCAUCUGAUUUUAGAUGCUUGAUUUUGUGUAAAUCAACUGAUUUAUAGAGACCCAACUCUUUCUGUGGCUCAUUUUCUUUUCUUUGGUUUUGCAUAUCCAAAUUAAUUUUUGACUGCCUCUACUUCCUCAGGUUAAAAGAUGAAAGACCAAGACACCCUGUUCACUGUGACUUCAUCCAGGCUAUAGCUGAGGCGGUGUCCAUUCCUGUCAUUGCUAAGUGAGUCGCUCUGUCUCUCUCAAACGUGUUGUGAACACGGAGAUAAAUCAAUGAUUCAUCUCUAUGGUUGUGACUAACUGUCCUUGCCACUUACUGUGUCUUGUUUAGCGGAGGUUCUCUGGACCGGGUCAAAGCCCACGCUGACAUCGAGGACUUCCGGAAGGCCACCGGGGCGUCCUCGGUGAUGGUUGCCAGGGCAGCUAUGUGGAACCCCUCAGUGUUCCGCAGUCAGGGACUGCUGUCUGUGGAGGAGGUCAUGGAGGAGUACCUCAAAUACGUGAGUCCACCGCCCUACGUCCACCUUACCUCACUCUGCAGGAGACCUACUGUGUUAAAACGCCAAACUCAACUAUCACUGUCAUAUUGUAGAUUGACAUAUUGUGGUAUGACAUAGGAAAGUUACCUAGGUAAUCCAAGGCUUGUCUUUUGAUCUGAUAAUGACGCAAUCUCAAACUACAGGGACAUAAAUCAGAGAUGACUUGCUAUAUGGCAACUUUACCAAGCAUAUGAUAAAUUGUGUCAUGUUAGAAGCCAAUUAAGAAAUGUAGGUGCUUUUUGUAUUUGUAGGCCAUCCGCUAUGACAACCAUGCCUUCAACACCAAGUACUGCCUCUGUCAGAUGCUGAGGGAUAAGGUGGAGUCUCCACUGGGGAAGCAACUCAAAUCUGCCCAAACCAACGAAGAGAUCUGGUACAUGUCUUUUGAAUCAUGAUGUCAGAGAACUUGAACUGUGAAUUCCAGUAUUCUAGUUAAUUUCCUAGUAAAUGUAGUUAUAUUUCAUAUAUUAUUCUUUUAGUGAACCUUUUUGGUAAUAAGUACUCAAACAUUGUAGUAUUGGUACUCAAGUUUGAUGUUUGGGUAUUUAACUGUACACCUGUGUUUUCCAGUGAGGGAUAUGGGCUGCAGGAAUACUAUAAGAAGACCCAGGCAGAACUACAAGCCAGAAGGGAAGCCAUCCAAACCAACCACAAUCACCCUGACCACCCUGUUCUAGAUGGUGAUGUCACCACAAUGCGUGUCAAAUUUGAACGGUUCGUUCUAAGUCCAUUCGGAACUCCUCUUCCACAUCUCUCAUCAGGUUACAGCAGCACUACCCUCAGUCUGGUGGAUGAUGUUUAAGGCAUACAGUGAGGGAAAAAAGGAUUUGAUCCCCUGCUGAUUUUGUACGUUUGCCCACUGACAAAGAAAUGAUCAGUCUAUAAUUUUAAUGGUAGGUUUAUUUGAACAGUGAGAGACAGAAUAACAACAAAAAAAUCCAGAACAACGCAUGUCAAAAAUGUUAUAAAUUGAUUUGCAUUUUAAUGAGGGAAAUAAGUAUUUGACCCCCUCUCAAUCAGAAAGAUUUCUGGCUCCCAGGUGUCUUUUGUACAGAUAACGAGUUGAGAUUAGGAGCACACUCUUAAAGGGAGUGCUCCUAAUCUCAGUUUGUUACCUGUAUAAAAGACACCUGUCCACAGAAGCAAUCAGAUUCCAAACUCUCCACCAUGGCCAAGACCAAAGAGCUCUCCAAGGAUGUCAGGGACAAGAUUGUAGACCUACACAAGGCUGGACCAUCGCCAAGCAGCUUGGUGAGAAGGUGACAACAGUUGGUGUGAUUAUUCGCAAAUGGAAGAAACACACGACUGUCAAUCUCUCUCGGCCUGGGGCUCCAUGCAAGACUCCAUGCAGGGCGUUGAAAAUGGGUCGUGGAUGGGUAUUCCAGCAUGACAAUGACCCAAAACACACGGCCAAGGCAACAAAGGAGUGGCUCAAGAAGUAGCACAUUAAGGUCCUGGAGUGGCCUAGCCAGUCUCCAGACCUUAAUCCCAUAGAAAAUCUGUGUAAGGAGCUGAAGGUUCGAGUUGCCAAACAUCAGCCUCGAAACCUUAAUGACUUGGAGAAGAUCUUCAAAGAGGAGUGGGACAAAAUCCCUCCUGAGAUGUGUGCAAACCUAGUAGCCAACUACAAGAAACGUCUGACCUCUGUGAUUGCCAACAAGGGUUUUGCCACCAAGUACUAAGUCAUGUUUUGCAGAGGGGUCAAAUACUUAUUUCCCUCAUUAAAAUGCAAAUCAAUUUAUAACAUUUUUGCAUGUGUUUUUCUGGAUUUUGUUGUUGUUAUUCUGUCUCUCACUGUUCAAAUAUCUCACUGAUCAUGUCUUUGUCAGUGGGCAAACGUACAAAAUCAGCAGGGGAUCAAAUACUUUUUUCCCUCACUGUAUAGGAUAGAUAUUAAAGCUACAAUAUGUAACUUUUUGGGCGACCUGACCAAGUUCGCAUAGAAAUGUAAUUUAUAGAUCUGUUAUUCUCAUUGAAUCAAAUCCAUUUUUAUUUGCCACAUGCGCCGAAUACAGUGAAAUGUUUACUUACAAGCCCUUAACCAACAAUGCAGUUUAAGAAAAAUAAGUGUUAAGUAAAAAAUAAUUAAAGAGCAGCAGUAAAAUAAAAUAACAGUAGGGAGGCUAUAUACAGGGGUUACUGGUACAGAGUCAAUGUGCAGGGGCACAGGUUAGUCGAGGUAAUUGAGGUAAUAUGUACACGUGGGUAGAGUUAAAAUGACUAUGCAUCGAUAAUAAACAGAGAGUAGCAGCAGCGUAAAAGAUCUGGGUAGCUGUGAUUAGCUGUUCAGGAGUCAUAUGGCUUGGGGGUAGAAGCUGUUAAGAAGCCUUUUGGACAUAGACUUGGCACUCUGGUAUCGCUUGCCGUGUGGUAGCAGAAAGAACAGUCUAUGUCUAGGGUGGCUGGAGUCUUUGACAAUUUUUAGGGCCUUCCUCUGACACCGCCUGGUAUAGAGGUCCUGGAUGGCAGGAAGCUUGGCCCCAGUGAUAUACUGGGCCGUACGUACUACCCUCUGUAGUGCCUUGCGGUCGGAGGCCAAGCAGUUGCCAUACCAGGCAGUGAUGCAACCAGUCAGGAUGCUCUCGAUGGUGCAGCUGUAUAACUUUUUGAGGAUCUGAGGACCCAUGCCUCAGUCUCCUGAGGGGGAAUAGGCUUUGUCGUGCCCUCUUCACGACUGUCUUGGUGUGUUUGGACCAUGAUAGUUUGUUGGUGAUGUGGAUACCAAGGAACUUGAAGCUCUCAACCUGUUCCACUACAGCCCUGUGGAUGAGAAUGGGGGUGUGCUCAGUCCUCUUUUUUUUCCUGUAGUCCACAAUCAUCUCCUUUGUCUUGAUCACGUUGAGGGGGAGGUUGUUAUCCUGGCACCACACGGCCAGGUCUCUGACCUCCUCCCUAUAGGCUGUCUCAUCGUUGUUGGUGAUCAGGCCUACCACUGUUGUGUUAUCAGCAAACAUAAUGAUGGUGUUGGAGUCGUGCCUGGCCAUGCAGAGUACAGGAGGGGACUUAGCAUACACCCCUGAGGGGCCCCCGUGUUGAGGAUCAGCAUGGCAGAUGUGUUGUUACCUACCCUUACCACCUGGGGACGGCCCGUCAGGAAGUCCAGGAUCCAGUUGCAGAGGGAGGUGUUUAGUCCCAGAGUCCUUAGCUUAGUGAUGAGCUUUGAGGGCACUAUGGUGUUGAACGCUGAGCUGUAGUCAAUGAAUAGCAUUCUCACGUAGGUGUUCCUCUUGUCCAGGUGGGAAAGGGCAGUGUGGAGUGCAAUAGAGAUUGCAUCAUCUGUGGAUCUGUUGGGGCGGUAUGCAAAUUGGAGUGGGUCUAGGGUUUCAGGGAUAGUGGGACUAUGGUUUCAGGGAUAAUGGUGUUGAUGUGAGCCAUGACCAGCCUUUCAAAGCACUUCAUGGCUACAGACGUGAGUGCUACGGGUCGGUAGUCAUUUAAGCAGGUUAUCUUUGUGUUCUUGGGCACAGGGACUAUGGUGGUCUGCUUGAAACAUGUUGGUAUUACAGACUCAGUCAGGGACAUGUUGAAAAUGUCAGUGAAGACACUUGCCAGUUGGUCAGCGCAUGCUCGGAGUACGCGUCCUGGCCAUCCGUCUGGCCCUGCGGUCUUGUGAAUGUUGACCUGCUUAAAAGUCUUACUCACAUUGGCUACAGAGAGCGUGCUCACAUAGUCAUCCGGAACAGCUGAUGCUCUCAUGCAUGCUUCAGUGUUGCUUGCCUCGAAGCAAGCAUAGAAGUGAUUUAGCUCAUCUGGUAGUCUCGUGUCACUAAGCAGCUCGCGGCUGUGCUUCCCUUUAUAGUCUGUAAUAGUUUGCAAACCCUUCCACAUCUGACGAGCAUCGGAGCCGGUGUAGUACGAUUCAAUCUUAGUCCUGUAUUGACGCUUUGCCUGUUUGAUGGUUCGUCGGAGGGCAUCCGGGUUAGAGUCCCACUCCUUGAAAGUGGCAGCUCUCGUGGUCCUCUGUAGCUCAAUUGGUAGAGCAUGGCGCUUGUAACGCCAGGGUAGUGGGUUCGAUCCCCGGGACCACCCAUACGUAAAAAUGUAUGCACACAUGACUGUAAAUCGCUUUGGAUAAAAGCGUCUGCUAAAUGGCUUAUUAUUAUUAUUAUUAUUAUUACCCUUUAGCUCAGUGCGGAUGUUGCCUGUAAUCCAUGGCUUCUGGUUGGGGUAUGUACAGUGGGGAGAACAAGUAUUUGAUACGCUGCCGAUUUUGCAGGUUUUCCUACUUACAAAGCAUGUAGAGGUCUGUAAAAAUCCAGAAAAUCACAUUGUAUGAUUUUUAAGAAAUGUAUUAGCAUUUUAUUGCAUGACAUAAGUAUUUGAUCACCUACCAACCAGUAAGAAUUCCGGCUCUCACAGACCUGUUAGUUUUUCUUUAAGAAGUCCUCCUGUUCUCCACUCAUUACCUGUAUUAACUGCACCUGUUUGAACUCGUUACCUGUAUAAAAGACACCUGUCCACACACUCAAUCAAACAGACUCCAACCUCUCCACAAUGGCCAAGACAAGAGAGCUGUGUAAGGACAUCAGGGAUAAAAUUGUAGACCUGCACAAGGCUGGGAUGGGCUACAGGACAAUAGGCAAGCAGCUGGUGAGAAGGCAACAACUGUUGGCGCAAUUAUUAGAAAAUGGAAGAAGUUCAAGAUGACGGUCAAUCACCCUCGGUCUGGGGCUCCAUGCAAGAUCUCACCUCGUGGGGCAUCAAUGAUCAUGAGGAAGGUGAGGGAUCAGCCCAGAACUACACGGCAGGACCUGGUCAAUGACCUGAAGAGAGCUGGGACCACAGUCUCAAAGAAAACCAUUAGUAACACACUACGCCGUCAUGGAUUAAAAUCCUGCAGCGCACGCAAGGUCCCCCUGCUCAAGCCAGCGCAUGUCCAGGCCCGUCUGAAGUUUGCCAAUGACAAUCUGGAUGAUCCAGAGGAGGAAUGGGAGAAGGCCAUGUGGUCUGAUAAGACAAAAACAGAGCUUUUUGGUCUAAACUCCACUCGCCAUGUUUGGAGGAAGAAGAAGGAUGAGUACAACCCCAAGAACACCAUCCCAGCAGUGAAGCAUGGAGGUGGAAACAUCAUUCUUUGGGGAUGCUUUUCUGCAAAGGGGACAGGACGACUGCACCGUAUUGAGGGGAGGAUGGAUGGGGCCAUGUAUCGCGAGAUCUUGGCCAACAACCUCCUUCCCUCAGUAAGAGCAUUGAAGAUGGGUCGUGGCUUGGUCUUCCAGCAUGACAACGACCCGAAACACACAGCCAGGGCAACUAAGGAGUGGCUCCGUAAGAAGCAUCUCAAGGUCCUGGAGUGGCCUAGCCAGUCUCCAGACCUGAACCCAAUAGAACAUCUUUGGAGGGAGCUGAAAGUCCGUAUUGCCCAGCGACAGCCCCGAAACCUGAAGGAUCUGGAGAAGGUCUGUAUGGAGGAGUGGGCCAAAAUCCCUGCUGCAGUGUGUGCAAACCUGGUCAAGACCUACAGGAAAUGUAUGAUCUCUGUAAUUGCAAACAAAGGUUUCUGUACCAAAUAUGAAGUUCUGCUUUUCUGAUGUAUCAAAUACUUAUGUCAUGCAAUAAAAUGCAAAUUAAUUACUUAAAAAUCAUACAAUGUGAUUUUCUGGAUUUAAAAAAAAUUACAGACCUCUACAUGCUUUGUAAGUAGGAAAACCUGCAAAAUCGGCAGUGUAUCAAAUACUUGUUCUCCCCACUGUACAUACGGUCAUAGUGGGGACGACGUCAUCGAUGCACUUAUUGAUGAAGUCAGUGACUGGAACAUAUUCCAGUCUGUGCUAGCAAAACAGUCCUGUAGCUUAGAAUCUGCGUCAUCUGACCACUUCCUUAUUAAGCGAGUCACUGGUGCUUAUAAGCAGGAAUCAGGAGGAUAGAAUUAUGGUCAGAUUUGCCAAAUGGAGGGCGAGGGAGAGCUUUGUAUGCGUCUCUGUGUGUGGAGUAAAGGUGGUCUAGAAUUUUUUUUCCUCUGGUUGCACAUUUAACAUGCUGGUAGAAAUGAGGUAGAACCGAUGUAAGUUUCCCUGCAUUAAAGUCCCCGGCCACUAGGCGUGCUGCCUCUGGAUGAGCGUUUUCCUGUUUUCUUAUGGCCUUAAACAGCUCAUUGAGUGCAGUCUUAGUGCCAGCAUCGGUUUGUGGUGGUAAAUGGACAGCUACCAAAAAUAUAGAUGAAAACUCUCUUGGUAAAUAGUGUGGUCUACAGCUUAUCAUGAGAUACUCAACCUCAGGUGAGCAAAACCUUGAGACUUCCUUAAUAUUAGAUUUCGUGCACCAGCUGUUGUUUACACAAACCGCCACCACUUGUCUUACCGGAGUCAGCUGUUCUAUCCUGCCGAUGUAGCGUAUAUAUCCCGCCAGCUGUAUGUUAUCCAUGUUGUUGUUUAGCCUCGACUCGGUGAAACAUAAGAUAUUACAGUUUUAAAUUUCCUGUUGGUAGGAUAUCCUUGAUCGUAGGUCGUCCAUUUUGUUUUACAAUGAUUGUACGUUGGCUAAUAGGAGUGAUGGAAGAGGCAAUAGGACUGAUGAAAGCAAUUCUAAGAAGCAGUAGAUCUGUUCUAUGUGCACUAUUUUUAUGCUUCCCGUUCUUAAGUUUAGUUUUUGCAUAUUUUACUGUCAGUUUUGUACACCAGCUUCAAACAGCAGAAAAUACAAUUAUUUUGGUUAUGGAAAAGAUACAGUACACAAAUUAACUUUUAACAAGGCACACCUGUUAAUUGAAAUGCAUUCCAGGUGAUUACCUCAUGAAGCUGGUUGAGAGAAUGCCAAGCGUAUGCAAAGCUGUCAUCAAGGCAAAGGGUGACUAUUUGAAGAAUCUCAAAUAUAAAAUAUAUUUUGAUUUGUUUAACACUUUUUUGGUUACUACAUGAUUCCAUAUGUGUUAUUUCAUAGUUUUGAUGUCUUCACUAUUCUACAAAGUAGAAAAUAGUAAAAAUAAAGAAAAACCCUUGAAUGAGUAGGUGUGUCUAAACUCUUGACUGGUACUGUAUGUCACAGCGGUUUAGAUGGUACAAUGAUUCUCUACACGAUGACUACUUGUUUUGUCACAAAACUAUUAGAAUUUCAGCAACCAGGAAACGGUGGAACGAUUUCUGCAUAGUGCACUUUUAAGACCAUUGUUUUAUGUCUAGUAAGUCACUAGUUGAGUUGUGUAGGCAGGUAGUGGGAGGUCCUGUAAUUUAUGACUGUGAAUAUUACAUAUUGCGCAUAUUAUUAUGACUGUACAUAUAUUGAUGGGAGUGUGAUAUUUGUGUGUCAGGAGGGAGUACCCUGGAGAGUUCAGCCCUAAGAUGUUCCUGCUGGAAUGGAGCCGCAAGGAGAACUUGGAGCAACCACGUUAUGAGACGGUAAAAUGACCACUUUAGAUUAACAAUGGUCUUUUAACAUACAAGUUCUCAAAACCAGAAUGCAUUUAUGUGUAGUGUGCCUAUGUGCAUUGAUUUCUAACUAAAUGCAUUGUGUAUGAUGUUUUCAGGUACAGCGCUCUCAAGACCGGGCGUUCCAAUCCAUAGUAACGAUGACAGGGAAAAAGUACAGAUCCACUCUGUGGUGAGUUAUUAGUGAAAGUGUUAGACAUUUUAAUUGUUAGUCAUUUAGCAUACGCUCUUAUCCAGAGCGACUUAAAGUUAGUGCAUUCACCUUAAGAUAGCUAGGUGGGACAACUACAUAUCACAGUUAAUAGCUAGGUUUCCAUCUAAUUGGCGACAGAUUCUCAUACGAAUAUGCAAGAUUCCGCAUAAAAACAAUAUGCGCAUUUUCAAGUGCGAGUGUUAGUUCACAAAAGGCUUAAUUCGUUGUAUUUAUAUUUGUGACCAAGUUAAACCCUGGGAAUGUAAAGCUUGAUAACACUGUUAUAACACUUAAUAAUGUUUAAAAGCAGUGUUAUUUACUUAUACAAAUGCUAAAUUACACUGUAUUCACACAUAAUAACACGUUCUCUUUUAUAUCCAUGCAGGGAGAAGUCAAAGAAAUAUGCAGAGCAGGCUUCUGCUAUAGUAUGUCUACGUGUCCUAGGACUACCAGAGGGGCGGGCGGGUGAAGAGUACUCUGGGUUGGUGGGCAAGAGGAAGAGGGAGGAGAAGAGCAACAAGACGCCAGACGAGGAGGACGCCACUGCAUACUCUGGAGCCAGGAAAAGAUACCUGUCUGAAAACCCAGAAGAGCAACAGGUAGCCACGGAAGGCAACAGGUCACCAACUAUUCCAAAUGGUGUACAGCACAAGACAAGCAGAGCCUGACUACUGCACCGUGUAACAACUGUGUAAAAUGACUGCUUUAUAACCGCAAUAAGACAGCAUGCACCUUUUAUAUUAAAUGGUGGCUAGUUUGCAGCAGGGGUCAGCUCUUACCAUGGGGAGUGAUUGAUACAGUAGCGGCCAUAUUAUUGUGAGAUUGAGACAUUGCAACAAGAGUAGCCUACAGUGAGUGUCUGAGAUAUUCUGACAGCCCC